Messenger RNA from Bombus terrestris (buff-tailed bumblebee), 2324 nucleotides. It is a transcript of the gene Prdm13, whose product is annotated as PR domain zinc finger protein 13-like. The transcript is spliced from 4 exons. NCBI's taxonomy places the organism in Eukaryota, Metazoa, Arthropoda, Insecta, Hymenoptera, Apidae. The record is from RefSeq and is a predicted model, not a curated record. Bases 1 to 1290 code for a protein of 429 amino acids. Gene Ontology annotation, cellular component: nucleus.
AUGGACACUGAAGCGUACAAGAAAAUUGCUUUAUCUCAAAGAUAUUUAAACAGACCUAUCGUCAUAGCUGGGGGGCCCAUUGGAAAGGAUUCUUCGACGGAAACCAUUGAUGUGAAAAAACUGUCUGAGAAUACUACAUCGGGGAUUCAAUAUGUUGAAGUUAUCAAUGUGGAAGGUCGUCUGAUUUCCGCGGAUGGACUCGUGAGCACUUCUUGCUGGUUAAAAAUCGUCGAAAUUGCAAACGACUGUCAAUCCUGUAACGUGCUCUUAAUGAUUACCGCCGAGGGUGUAAUACUGAAAACGAUAAGGGACAUAAUUCCCGGUGAACCAUUGCUGAUGUGGUUUACCGAAGCUAUUCUCGCUAUGUUGAAUAUACCAUUCUUGACACCAUCUAACAUACAAGAUCAGAAUCGCUACAUUUGUCACAUAUGCAACAACUUGUUUGAGUUCCCAAAUCCUUUGAAGAUACAUUUAGCCCUAAAGUGCAAUCGACUGGACAGUGAUCAUCUUUGGUCCGUGCUAGCCAAUGAGCUCAGCUUGUCGCCGAGACCAAACUUGUCUCUCACCCUGUUCCCCAAUCCGACUUUCAAAUUCGAACUGAACAAAUUGCCGCAAACUCCGCCUAUCAGGAUAUCACCGACUUCGAUAAAAACCUUGGAUAAUACCGCUCUCCUUGCAAAUAGCAAUUCAUUGGAGUUUUCCGAUCAUCCCUCUCCAUCCUCUUCAAAUCCGCUAUCUUUUGAUUCUUCAUCCAUGCAAAUUUCACCAAACAUGUCGACAACAGCAUCUUCUAUAACGAAAGAUGUGCUUCAUCGACAGUCUGCUUUCCAACCAUACGCAAAUCAAAACAACGUCUUUAAGGUCUAUCCAGCAAGGAACGAGACUGUUUUAACGCCCUACAAUGUUCAACCGACCGCCGCACCGAUCAGUACUGACGACCAUGCAGCGCAAGUGGAAACGAUAGUCAGCAAUCUCGGUAAAUCGAAGCAAGGACACCUCUGCAUUUAUUGUGGGAAAGUUUACUCGAGAAAAUAUGGUUUAAAAAUCCACAUCAGAACCCAUACCGGUUACAAACCCUUAAAAUGCAAAUACUGCAUGCGACCAUUCGGAGAUCCUAGCAAUUUGAAUAAACACGUACGGCUACACGCGGAUGGCGAAACACCAUACAAGUGUGAAUUAUGUGGAAAAGUUUUGGUCAGAAGAAGAGAUCUCGAGAGGCAUUUAAAAUCGAGACAUCAAGAAAACCUGAACGAUAGUACGGAUAGUUCGUCUGAUGGCACUGAGGUUUGAGUUGAUAAAAAGAAGAUAUUACACGCUACAAUGGGCUUAUAGAACUCUAAUCAUCCUUGAUGUCAGACACAAUUUGCUCGUAUGUAAUUAUAAACGAAAUUGCCCAUAAACGUCAUUUAUUUUGUAAAUUGUCGAAUCGAAGCUGACGUACUAAUAGCAGAGCUGGUUUCCUUAUGACGAAUUUUACGAUCAAAAGUUAAUUAUUUUUUUAAUAUUCGAAAUAAUUGUAAAUAUUUUAUUAUGUAAAUAUUUGACUAGAAUAGAAUAAGAAAUUUUAAUGAAUGCAGGAUGUUUAAUAUAAAAAAAAUUAUUUAAAGACGCGUCAUAGAAUAUGUGGCGGCACUCGAUAAGCAAAUACACCACCACUCAAUAACUGGUACCAAACGACGGCAGCGUAGUUUAGUGGUUAGAGUCUUAGAUUACGAACGUUCGGUACCCGGGUUCAAAUAUAUAUAUAUAUAGAUUUUUCUUCCACGCAUCUAAAUUUCAAAGUUACAGUCGAGCUUCGACGUGUUUCAUUGAUUCUGAUAAUUAUUCGUUAUGAUACAUAAAAGACCGGUUAGAGUACGAGUCUUUGCAUUAAAAAAUUUUAGGAAUAGGGCCAUUGUUAUCUUAAUAUGUAAUCAAAAUAUUCUAAUGAAAUUGUUAUUUUAUAUUUAUUGAUCGAUAAAUGUCUGUCAUUUCACAUUAAUAUAGCUAAAUACCAAACUUUUAAAGUAAUUUCUUUAAUGCUUUUUUUAAAUAGCUAACAAGAAAUUAGAACCGUAUGUAAAAUAUGUAAAAAUCGGUCAUUCUAGAUAUAAGAUGUAUUAUACAAACUGAAUAUAUUACAUAAUAUGUGACACCGAUCUGUAUACCUAAAACGUACGUCGCAUUUAUUUAUGUGAUCAGAAAAUGAAAAAUCAUAAUUGUCAAACAUACAUGAUACCAGCACCUGCUAACACUCGUGAAGAAUUAAUAACGUUACAGCCAUGUACAUAUAUACAUACAUAUGUAUAUGAACAUUGUCUGAUUAAAUAAAUAAUUACAAGUAA